Nymphaea colorata (pocket water lily) is the source of this 1676-nucleotide messenger RNA. Its product is annotated as ethylene-responsive transcription factor 3-like. Gene Ontology annotation, biological process: regulation of DNA-templated transcription. Bases 703 to 1410 code for a protein of 235 amino acids. The record is from RefSeq and is a predicted model, not a curated record. The transcript has a single exon. Lineage: Eukaryota; Viridiplantae; Streptophyta; Magnoliopsida; Nymphaeales; Nymphaeaceae. Gene Ontology annotation, molecular function: DNA binding; DNA-binding transcription factor activity.
CCUCCAAACCUCUCCAAUAAAUCCCUCCCCUCUCCCCUCUCUCUCUCCAAGCCUCUCCUCCUCCUCCUUCCCUCCCUCCAAGCCUGCCCAAUAGCGUCCUGCAGCCUCUUCUCUUUCGAUCUAGUUUUGUUUCGAUCUCUGCACAACGUAUUUUCCUGGUUUGGGACAAGAAGAGAGGAAAAGGAUAAAGGCUUCUGGUGGAGCGAGCAUUUUCCCUUUCUGUCGGUUGUCUUAGUGGGUUCCUUUUUCCUCCCUAUUUGGAGGAGAAUUCAUGGAGUUUUCUCCGAUCUAGGCCCUCCAGCAACGCCCUUUUGGUUCUUCCUUCCUUCCCUUUUUUUCCUUUUCCUGAUAUUAGAUCUGUAUUUGUCCCGUGUUGCGGAAAUCGUUGGCGUUUGAUCCUUCUUAAGGGGUUUCCGCUGUUGAGAGAAAAGGGAUUUCUAUAGAUUUGGUUGUAUUUUUUGUUGCUCUUUUAUGAUCCUUUCUUCCCGUUUUUGGGGUUAGAUUUGGUUCCUCUCUUUUCUAUUAUAAGAAAAAUUGUUUUCCCACGUUUUGAAGAACUAAAGAAGGGAAGAUCGGAGGGUCUGCAUCUGUGGCCUCUAUUGAAAUCGUUGUUUCUGGGUGUUUCUCUAUCUGUGAGUUUGGGCGGUAUUUGCUCCAAGGAUUUUGUUGGAUUUAUCUGGUAUUUCAACACAUCCAGACGCAAUGAUUCCUCAAUCAAAGAACGGGUUUAAGGAGGGUGGGGCGCCCCUCACCAAAGACAUUCAUUUCAGGGGGGUCAGGAAGAGGCCAUGGGGAAGAUUCGCUGCAGAGAUCAGGGACCCGUGGAAGAAGAGCCGCGUCUGGUUGGGAACGUUUGACACGGCGGAGGACGCCGCGCGGGCCUACGAUGCGGCCGCCCGGGCUCUCCGGGGGCCGAAGGCGAAGACCAACUUCGCCUACGUCCCCGUUGAGGAUCGCAGCACCAGCAUGAGCAGCACCGUAGAGUCAUGGAGCAGCCCCAGAAGCAAUCACCACGCUAAGGCCCCAUCUAGCUGUGAGGUCGAUCUGAAGAUGGAUCUGAACCUCGCUGGAGGGCGGCACCGGGGCGGUUCACCGGGCGGCAACUUCGCGAGCGGCGUGGCAAGGAAGCAGAAGGGCACAAAGCGGAGCUGUGCCCCGGAUCGGAGGAGCGCUUGGGGAUGUGAUUGGCCAGGCCGUGGUUUGAUGCAGAACGGGUUCAUCGGUGGUGGUGGUGGUGGCGUUGAUCCGAACGAGUGUCACAGCGAUUGUGAUUCAUCGUCUUCGGUCGUCGAUGAUGAGGUGACGAGGCCUCCCCUGGCGAGGAGGCCUUUUCUAGAUUUGAAUUUGCCACCUUGUGGGGAUGGCGAUGAUGACGAUGAUGAAUUUUGCAGCAUAUCUUUGCGGCUAUGAAUUUUUAUCUUUCAGAAUAGGUGAGAAAGAGAAAAAAUGCGAUUGAAGCGUUCGGUCAAGUUUUGUUCUUGAUCUUAGAGAUCCUUCAGUCGUUUGGGGAUGUUUGGAAGAUGACCAAUCUCCCCGAUGAGAGUGAUCAGAAAAUUAAUUUGUUCAUAAUAUGAAGCAGAAAAAGGAUGGCCUUUCUUUUCUUAUUGUUUCUGUUUCACCUCACUUUGUAAUUUAAUCAAUCAUAAUGGUAUACAAAAUCGUGGAUUCGAGAGUUA